AUGUGGGGGUGCAUGAGACAUAGAUUGUUGCUGAUGGUCAAGAUCGGUGCUGGGGCGCUUUUGCAUGGGUACAACGCAUUUUGCACACAGUUUCAAUUGCAUUCUUUUCUUUUGGUUGGAACACCAGUUUUAGGAUGGGUCCCAUAUUUAAUUGACCUUGAGUCAUGGAGUUGGCCGCUGCUUGUAGGGCACUUCUAUUUUGAAAGUGAUGCUCCACUGUCUGACACUGACAGAACCGUGCUUUCGAUUGUGCUGCUCCUGGUCCUUUGGGGACAGCUCCUCUGGUUCUCUAAUUGCAGUUCGUGUGGCAUGCAAACAACUGUAUUUGGGCAGCAGUCAGGAUUGCUUGUUUCUGUGUCAAUGAGGUCCCUGCGGGUCAUAAAUAUGAGGGCCUCACAAUAA
This is a messenger RNA of Ostreobium quekettii, 402 nucleotides long. NCBI's taxonomy places the organism in Eukaryota, Viridiplantae, Chlorophyta, Ulvophyceae, Bryopsidales, Ostreobiaceae. The record is from the annotation of a GenBank genome assembly.